AUGCAGAAAGCAGAAGAAAAAGUCAGAAACCGUCACUCGACCAAACAACAAGGAAUCACGAAUAAGCAAGUCGGGAUUUAUCGAGUGACAAAAUCAAGAAAAUGGAUACUACUGUUGAUGGAAAAGCAAAUCAACAAGAAACAAUAUAGACAGCAACAGAAAGUAGAAUAUAAAGAUGCCUGUGAAGAUAAAAUUGCAAUUCAGACGAUGAGGAAAUUUAAAUUUCGUAUCAUUGAUAUCAUUAAAGGAUAUUCAGACAUUACAGGAUUCAGCCGUUAUAGGACCCGCCAUGGAUCUGUAAGAAUUGUAAAACUUGAUUUCUCAAUAAAAGAUCGAAGAAUGAGCAGUGAUUUGAUAAAACAAAAAGGUUCAAUCGGAAAAAUUUUGUCAUGUAUCGAUUCAAGUGUUGUGAUUGACUUAUUCUUAUUUCAUACGACUAUUAAAGCGCUAGCCCUGUGCGACAAUCGUUUCUUCUAUAUUUCGCAAACACUGUUCGUUCGUUAUACCCUUGAAGCUUUAAGGCUCAACUACAGAAAUCUAGAUGGAUCAUCUACCAUUGAGAGUACUUGCAAAACUGUGUAUUCCAGCUUACUGGGACAAAGAUCCAGUUCAAUGGAUAGUCUUUGUGACCGGGACAUAUUUAUCAUAAAAUUUCCAGAGACAGAUAUAGCUAUCAAUAUGCAUAUAUCAUUAUGUCAUCUCUUAAGGUAA
Messenger RNA from Acaulospora morrowiae, 711 nucleotides. Lineage: Eukaryota; Fungi; Glomeromycota; Glomeromycetes; Diversisporales; Acaulosporaceae. The record is from the annotation of a GenBank genome assembly.